Messenger RNA from Mycena indigotica, 2844 nucleotides. RefSeq lists its product as uncharacterized. The transcript is spliced from 11 exons. Lineage: Eukaryota; Fungi; Basidiomycota; Agaricomycetes; Agaricales; Mycenaceae. Gene Ontology annotation, biological process: protein phosphorylation. The record is from RefSeq and is a predicted model, not a curated record. Gene Ontology annotation, molecular function: protein kinase activity; protein binding; ATP binding. The coding region runs from base 52 to 2844 and encodes 930 amino acids.
UUCCCGCACCCAAGACGAGUUCUGUUCUCGACUUGGAGUGCUGGAGCCUCGAUGGCUCUAUACUCAAUUGACAACGCAAUCAAGCGACAAGGCCAUGUUUCCGUGAAACGAGCUGGGUUCUUGGCUUCAUGGAGGUCUUUCUCCAAACGCUGGCUCGUUCUUCGCCCAGCCAGUCUGACGAUCUACCGGAACGCUAUGGCAGUCGACUGUGUCACGCGUAUUAGUCUCAAUGGCAUAACGCGAAUGGAAAGAACACACAUCCCCAGGAAAGGGCACUGUCUAUUAAUUCAAGUCGGCGGGACGCGCUACAUUCUCUCCUUCAAUUCUGACAACGACCUUUACGCUUGGCACGACUCUAUCUAUGCUGUUAGCCCACUAACGCUAUUCAAAGCGCAAGAGAACGCUGCUGAGGUCGAUUUGGAUGAUAUCAUAAGUGGUUACAGCCUGAGCAACUCGACACCUUCCUGGUUUUCACCCACUACUCCAUCCGAGUCGCUAGACAAACCAUUAUUCCGGCCUUCGACGCACUCACCUGCUUCCUCGCGCCUUCUCCUUGUGGAUGAAGAAGCUUCCAAGUCGACUGUAUCGUUCCAUACUCGUUCUUUUCCUUACUCCCACUCCCCCUCUCAUUCCACUUCCACGACCCAUACGCGGUCAAUUUCCCACUCAGCUCCAAUACCGCCACUUCCAAUCCGGUCAACGGAGCGACAACAAUUACGAGACGCAGUUGACUUAAUCUGUGGUAUUAUGGAGCCGCGUCUAUUGCGGAAGAGUGAUCCUGGUGGCGAGAAACCGGUAGACCUAGUGGAGAUGCGGCUGCGCCCACUGACAAGAAUGCGCAGACGCUGGAGGCAACAAUCAUCCAAUAUCAAUACCUCGAAUGCAACCACCGACGCGGCAGCGGCAGCAACCGAGGGUGAAGAGGAGCUGCGAAUAUUUGCAGAGGCCAUGAGGGAUGGCUAUGUGCUUUGCCAACUACUCAACACCCUCAACGGUAACACAAUCGUUCGACCAGACGACCGGGCACCAUCUGGAAGUAACAUCAACAUAACCAAGUUUCUUGCAUCCGUUGCCAAGCUUGAACUACCGCAGCCACCUUUAUUCCUCCCAUUGGACCUCGAAGAGGCGACUGGAUAUUCUCUUGCGCGUGUUGCCAACACCAUCAUAGCUCUCGUUAAAGUCCACAGUCCUGAAGAAAUCAGAGCCAAGUCACCAUCACCUCCAAUCGGCUCUUCACGGCUAAUGCGCUCAGUAACUCCUCCUUUGACCACGACAGAACAGGCCCAUGCUGAGUUGACAGUUUGGCAAAAGACCUUCGAAAACGGGACACGAGCGCAGAUGUUUCUAGUGGCAGGGAAAGAUACCGACGAUAAAGACCAAGAGGCUCCAGAAUUUCCUGACAGCAAGGUAUAUCAACACCUGAUUGCUUUCGUGGCACAAGCAAAACCCGCCGAGGAUACUCGAUUUCAAGCCGCUUUGACUUCGCUCGUUCAAUUUCUGGCAUCCCUCGAUCUUGUCUGGAGUCUCGUUCAAAGCACACUAGUUCGAAUCGAGUUGCUCAAGAUCUGUUCCAUGUUCAAUCUUUCGAGCAGUAGACAUUUACGCAUCGCGCUGCAGAAGGAUGAGCUUGCCAUGGGAAAACUUCUGCAGCGCGCCAUUAGCAAUGAACAAACCAAGAAGAAACUAUUGCAUCUGAGGGGUGAAAGUGCCCAAUGUUGCGUAGAUUUGAUUCAAGAUAUACUCGACAAAGGCACAUUACCGCAACCUCUAACCUCUCCUGCCUCUAUUAAUUCUGACAACUUGACACUCAAGGCACGAAGAUUGCUUGUCAAACUCUCAGAGGCUUCCGAUACAUUGCCUGCUUCACUCUUUAUUCAGGGUGUUCUGCGCGUAGACAAGGAGGCGACUUUUGGUGGGACAUUUGGUGACAUCUAUCGUGCAUCAUAUGAGGAACAAGAUGUUGCUCUCAAGAGGAUCCGGGUUUUUCAACGGGACUCAGGCAGACAUCGAAUACGGCAGCGGUUUUGUCGAGAAGCUCUACUUUGGCAACGCCUUCAACACCCUUUCGUGCAACCAUUUUUUGGAAUAGAUGCUGAAAGCUUUCCAACAUUCCUAUGUAUGGUCAGCCCAUGGCAACGCAAUGGAACCAUCCUCAAACAUCUGGCUGAGAAUGGGAAUGCUAAUGUCGAGCAUAGGGUAUUAGAGAUCGCCCAAGGACUUGCCUAUCUUCAUUCUCAAGAUAUCAUUCACGGGGACCUGCGCGGCUCGAAUAUUCUAGUGGACGACGGCUGGCAUGCCCGCUUGGCCGACUUCGGAUUGGCUGUGUUUUCCGAUGCCACUAUUGCUACUCAAACAUCCCAUCGUGGAGGAUCAGUGCGUUGGAUGGCCCCUGAGUUACAUUUACCACAAUCUUGUGGUCUUGAGGAUUUUCGUCGAACGUUCGCCAGUGAUGUUUACAGCUUCGCCUUCGUCUCUAUCGAGUUGAUACAAGGCAAACCUCCGUUCGCAGACAUCAUACACGACGCGGCAGUUAUGCUGCGCGUCAUGGCAAAAGAACGACCAGCCCGCCCUCGUGAUCCAGAAUCUGGGCGAUCGUUGAUCAGCGACUCUCUCUGGGCAGUUGUGCAGCAAUGUUGGGCGCACAAUAUUGCCGAACGUCCCACGAUGGCAAGGGUUGUUGAAAUGAUCAAGGAAGGAAACGAAGAACUGAGACGCGCGGCACCGGCCUUCCUUGACCAAAUUCCGAGCAGUAAACCGCCCUAUCAAGUUCACCGAGCAUCAACCACACGAAAGCGAUUCCCUGUCGCUGCAGCUUCAAAUAUCUACCAAAGCCUAUCUUUCUGA